AGAGAAGACAGGCCGUUGGGAGCAUUAAACAUGGCGCCGCUUGAGAGAGGCACCACGCCUUGGGGCAUGGAAUACAGCAUGCACACCGUCCCGCCUGCAAUUCGUCGCGAAGUACAAUCAGUGUUCCCAAAGGCCAACCUGGAACAGCUGCUUAUUGUGCCGACCUGCCAGCACGCCAUCGUGGACCUCGUCAAUACCGGCGAGCGGGUUGAGGGCGAAAAGGACCGCCUUCUAGAGCGCUUCAUGGCCUGGGCCAAGGUGGUGUGCGACCAGCUGUCAACUGCGGGGCACUGGGCGGACUACAUUGAUCCAUGUUCGGGUCUGCCGAUGAUCCACACGGACCUCAAUGUGGUGUACCCUGAGGUGUCGGCGCUCAGUGUGCUCAUGGGCUACCAGACCUCCAACGCAGGCUGCUGCAAGGUUCUCCUGCACCCGGCGUGGGGCAGCGCCGUGUACCCCGCCUCGCUAUUCACGGAGGCGCCCCUGGACGCGCUACUCGCAGCCAUCCAGGUCGCCAACGCGUCGCAAGUCGAGUGAUCCAUCCGUGCAAGCGGGGCACGUGGAUCGUGGAUGCCUGCGCAUGACCCAUGGCAGGUCCAAACGGAAGUGGUGCUGCUCCGGAGCGGGGCAGGAGGAGAUGGCUUACCCAGUGGGCAGGUUGGUGUUGAGGAGGUGCACGAACGAUUUUACCCUAGGCUUGCAGGUGGAGAGCGCAAAGGAGAGGAAUGAGCUGUGCAUCAAGGGAACCUGAAUCAAGUGAUCAACGUGUCGCACAGUUUGUUGACGCGUCUGCAAACGGCAAACCUACGCCGAGACGCCGAGAGGGCGUGCUGUGUGUGCUGCCGGCACCUUGGACGCAUGAGUGAGCGUUGACCAGCUACUACAUUGUGUGCGUGUUGAGUCGUGGACUUUCAGCACUCUAAAGUACAAUAGCGUGGAUGCUGACGUAAGCAACUGCUGUGUCAGGGGGUAGGGGCUUGUGUGGUGGCACCUAGAGAGCACUCCGAAUUGUGCCAUGGGCCCAUGGCGCAUCCAGGGUUUUCACAGUUGAGCUCUGGGGCUUCUUGCGAGGAUGACGUUCAAGGACGACAGCGCCUUUGGUUGUAAUAGAUAGAUGCCGUUUGAAGUGUGUGCAGGCUUGCCAGGCGGGGUGGAAGUGAGGUGGACGCGCGGGGUUGAUGCGGGUAUGUGCCGUUGAGAGGCUUCGUGCGGGGCCCAUUGCCCCGCGUGCC
Messenger RNA from Chlamydomonas reinhardtii, 1232 nucleotides. RefSeq lists its product as uncharacterized. The coding region runs from base 31 to 537 and encodes 168 amino acids. The transcript has 5 exons. NCBI's taxonomy places the organism in Eukaryota, Viridiplantae, Chlorophyta, Chlorophyceae, Chlamydomonadales, Chlamydomonadaceae. Gene Ontology annotation, biological process: cobalamin metabolic process. The record is from RefSeq and is a predicted model, not a curated record.